Messenger RNA from Neltuma alba, 3354 nucleotides. RefSeq names its product ubiquitin carboxyl-terminal hydrolase 23. Lineage: Eukaryota; Viridiplantae; Streptophyta; Magnoliopsida; Fabales; Fabaceae. Gene Ontology annotation, biological process: protein deubiquitination. Gene Ontology annotation, molecular function: cysteine-type deubiquitinase activity. The coding region runs from base 175 to 3033 and encodes 952 amino acids. Gene Ontology annotation, cellular component: cytosol; nucleus. The record is from RefSeq and is a predicted model, not a curated record. The transcript has 11 exons.
AACCCCUCUUUCGCAGAAGCCGAAGCCCUCUGCUUCUGUAGCAGCACGCCCCCACAAAGCUGCGCGAAUUACAACCCUAUCACAUUCAUCAAGAAAACUCGCGUUUACGCGUAUGUUCAUAUUCAUUUUGUAACAUUGGUGGUUCCGUGGAAAUCUCGAGGUUUUGUUGUGAAGAUGGUGGAGAGCCUGUUGGCAGGUACAGAGACCAAGAAUCCAUUGGAUUCUGGUUCGGAUCAUUCUAACGGGUCGGUGUUAUUCAGCCGUAGAAUCGAGUUUCUUCCCGCGAAGAAGCCCUUCAAAGGAUUUUCCGAUGGCGGGAGUGAUUUUAAGCUCGAGACUUUAAACCCCGUCAGCUCAUCUGAAGCUCGGCGACCUGGUUCCGGUUCGGUUGGAAAGAAGCACGAUGGUUCCGAAUUCUUUGAUUUUGGUUUGGAUCCGGAGCUCAGUUUUGGGAUUACCGUUCGAAGGAUUGGAGCUGGCUUGCGAAAUUUAGGAAACACUUGUUUCCUUAAUUCGGUAUUGCAGUGUUUGACAUAUACGGAGCCUUUAGCUGCAUAUCUACAAAGUGGAAAGCAUAAAAGUUCUUGUCAUGUUGCUGGAUUUUGUGCAUUGUGCGCGAUACAGAAUCAUGUCAGUCGUGCACUCCAAUCAACUGGGAGAAUAUUAUCUCCAGAGGAUCUGGUUAUGAACCUGCGCUGCAUAUCACGGAAUUUCCGAAAUGCAAGGCAGGAGGAUGCACAUGAGUAUAUGGUCAACUUGCUUGAAUCAAUGCAUAAAUGCUGCCUGCCUUCUGGAGUUCCAAGUGAAUCCCCUGGUGCCUAUGAGAGGAGUUUGGUUCACAAGAUCUUUGGUGGUCGUCUCCGUAGUCAGGUCAAAUGUCAUCAAUGCUUGAAUUGCUCCAACAAGUUUGAUCCAUUCUUAGAUUUAAGCCUUGAAAUAUUCAAGGCAGAUUCAUUGCAGAAGGCACUUUCAAAUUUCACAGCUGCUGAGUGGUUAGAUGGAGGAGAAAGGCAGUAUCAGUGCCAACGAUGCAAGCAGAAAGUUAAAGCUCUCAAACAGCUUACAAUUCAUAAGGCUCCAUAUGUGCUGACCAUUCAUCUAAAGCGGUUUUAUGCUCAUGAUCCUGGACAAAAGAUUAAGAAAAGAGUUCAGUUUGGUUGUGCACUGGAUUUGAAACCUUUUGUCAGUGGCUCCUAUGAUGGAGACUUAACGUAUUCUCUUUAUGGGGUGCUGGUUCAUUCUGGCAGCAGCACUCAUUCUGGUCACUAUUACUGCUAUGUCCGCACAGCAAAUAACAUGUGGUACACCCUGGAUGACAAUCGGGUGAGCCAUGUUAGUGAGCGGGAAGUUCUGAAUCAGCAGGCUUACAUGUUAUUUUAUGUUCGGGAUAGGAAAAGCAGUGUUUCAAAGAAACCUGUCGACAUAGCCCAGAAGGAGAAUAUAGAAGUGAAUGUGAGUGCAAGUAAAGCUACUGUAUAUUCGAGCCAAGCUUUGAAGAAAGAAUUGGUUCUAACUGGUCAAACAGAAAAUUUACUCAGCAAAACAUGUUCGUCUGCUGAAGCUCCGAAAAGUUCAUUAAAUAUUGAUUCUUUGAGGGGUUCCUUAUCAAAGGAUGCAUCAAAUCAGCAAAGAAAUAGCCCUUUAAAAAAUCGCUUGAUACAAAAUAAACAAUCUGUAUCUGAGCCAUGUUCUCAGCCACCGGCACAAAAAGAUUGCUUGAUACAAAAUAAACAAUCUGUAUCUGAAUCAUGCUCUCAGCCACCGGCUCAAAAAGAGUCAUUAGAAUUGCCCCCUCUUGCUAAAUCAGAACCUGAAAGCUUGUUGCCAUUAGGUGAAUGUGUAAACAACAGUUGCACUCAUAAUAUGAAAAACUUAGUUGCUUCGGCAACUGACUUUAUAAAUAAAGGCAAAGAGAAUGGAGUUUCUAAAGAGGACGUGAAAGACACUCUCUCCUUGGCACCAUCUGUUAGUGACCCUGAAAAAGCUGCUUCUCAACCUGUGAUAGAUGAAACCUCUCAGAAGAUUAAUGGUGUUACUACGCUUGGAGGUUCAAGUGCUAAUACAUCAAAAAGCACUGCUUCUACAAUUUCUCUAAUUCAACCAAGCAAUAGCAGUUGUCAGGUUGGGGGUUCUGCAACUGGUUCGGAAGGUUGUGACAAAUCAGGCAAUCAAGUGUGUGAAAAGGUUGUUGGUAAUCAACCAUUGGUUCUUGACAAGUCAGGAAGAAGGUCAAUGGAUAUUGGUGGCCUUAGCCACAAACGCAUCAAGAAGUCAAGGAAGAAACUUUUGAAGUAUCGGGUUUCAAGUUUGCAUGUUGGCUCUAACUUCCUUGUGAUGGCAUCUUUUAGCUUGCGGAAGAAAAAGAAAAAUAAAAAAAUUGAACGCCAGACUUCUGAUAUAAAGAAUCUAAAUAAAGAAAAGCUGGAUGAAUAUAUCUCUUCAGAUGUAGGGCCAUCAAGUAGUGUUGGGAGUGUGGGAACCAAAUCAUCUUAUAAACAUGCUACUAAUCAUCUGUCUAUGAACUCAGUUGGUGGUGAAUCAGUGAUGGAAAAUAUUGCCAAUGGAGAAUUUAGAAAGAGGAUUGAUCAGGACUGUGCUGUGCUUGCCACUGCCAAGCAUGUAGAAAAGGUCUCUGGGCAUAGCUCAGUUGCAAACCAUUGUGAUUCUAGACAGCCCAAUAGGCUACGAGAUGGUAACAGAGAACAAAUGCAUAGUAGUUCGAUGAGUAAGCUUGCCCGAGGUCUAGAGGUUCCACGUUGGGAUGAUGUAGAAUUGCCUUCAUCUCAAUCCAAGGAGUCAAAGAGUGAGAUCAUGAGCAUUGGCUAUGUUGGGGAUGAAUGGGAUGAAGAAUAUGAUAUGGGGAAGAGAAAGAAGUUAAGGCGCUUUAAGCAUAGCUUUGGUGGGCCAAACCCUUUCCAAGAAAUUGCCACUGAGAAAUCUCGGUUUAAAAGGGCAAAACUCGAGCAAUGUCGCUCAGGGAACCUUCCGUUCCGUUCAGGAUUUGUGGUAGACAUUAGUAAGUUGUCGAGCUGAAAUUGUAACGGAAAACACUUAUGAUUUUCCCAGUUCAAAGUUGUGUUCCUAGCAUUAAUUUGCCUGAGAGCAGAGUGUUGUUAGGCUUUUAUCAUAUGCUUUGUGGACAUUUCUCUUUUCAGAGAACUGUUAGCUGCGCAUGUUCGAGAAAUGAUAUGUGGCUACCUUGGGUGGCUCGAAAAUUUUGUUCCUCUUAGUUUUCACCUUAGCAGGGUCAUCUUCUAACACGUAAAACUGUUUCCUGUAUCGUUUAUUUGGUGGAUGGAUGUAUUUGGCUAUGUACUUGAGGUUAAUAGAAUUCGUAUAUUUAUUUUUAUUCUA